UGCCACAAUUAUAUAUACCUUAUCACUUUCUCAAGUACUCACUGCACUUUUAAUCCUCUCUCUCUCUCUCUCUCUCUCUCUCUCAAAAGUAACCAUGAAGUCAAGAUUUCUUAGAGGGUGCCUUAAGAAGUGCAAGAAAAUGGGGGGUAGAGUCAUAUCUUGUGGUACUUGUGAGCACUGUUGUGAAUGGGCUUUGUGGUCCUCUACUUUGCAUGAAGGUUGCUCCAUUCCAAGUGAUGUUCCAAAGGGUCACUUGGUUGUGUACGUGGGAGAGAACCACAAGAGAUAUGUGAUCAAGAUCGCAUUGCUCCAUCACCCUCUCUUCAGGGCAUUGCUAGAUCAAGCUCAGGAAGAGUAUGAUUUCAUUGCAGACUCAAAACUCUGCAUUCCUUGUGAUGAACACCUCUUCCUCAAUGUCCUUCGAUGUGCAAGCUCCCCACAGAACCAACGAGUGUGUCUGUGUCUUUGAGGAAUCACUUUUAAUUUGCAACAUUCUUUAGUUUCCAUGCUGUUGAAAUUCUUAGUUCUAACUAUGCUGAUAUAUAUGUGUAGCCUUCCAUAUAUAUAUAUUAGUAUUAAUUAAUAUAUAAAUGUUGUAAGUAGAUUGAGGCAUAAUUGAUUAAGUGUCGUUUAGGUGAUGCGAUUCAUCAAUUCAAGAAGAGAGAGAAUUCAAGUCUGUUUGUUUUGUUGCUUUUAUUAUGAUCACAAGAUAUAGAGUUGGUACACUGAGCAAAGCAAAACCAGCUUUCAAACACGUUACUAAAAUAGUGCAGCAAAUUAUUGGCUUAAUAAUGAAUAGGUAUGGCACAUUUAAGA
Molecule: messenger RNA, 816 nt
Organism: Cajanus cajan (pigeon pea)
Lineage: Eukaryota; Viridiplantae; Streptophyta; Magnoliopsida; Fabales; Fabaceae
Source: RefSeq, a predicted model, not a curated record